Molecule: messenger RNA, 3756 nt
Organism: Encephalitozoon cuniculi GB-M1
Lineage: Eukaryota; Fungi; Microsporidia; Unikaryonidae
Exons: 1
Coding region: 1-3756 (1251 amino acids)
Biological process (GO): regulation of gene expression; chromatin remodeling
Cellular component (GO): chromatin; nucleus
Molecular function (GO): histone binding; ATP binding; chromatin binding
Source: RefSeq, marked provisional
AUGGAUUCAGAAAGUGAGAGUACUGCAAGUUCCGUCACCAGCAGCUCGGAAUCCAGUGAAAAGAAGGUAAUGCCCAGAAAGAGGGGAAGGCCACGCAAGAACGACAACUCCAGGCAGGCGCAGAGCCAUUUCAACCCCAUGCUCUAUCAAGCGCCUCUUGGAUAUCAAUAUGCACCAACAAUAGGACCUGGGAUUCCGCACGGGUUUGUUCCCGGGGUCCAGCAUGGGUUUUACAACACCUUCAACUUCAGCCAUGGGUUUGGAUAUGGGCAUGGAUAUGGGCCGAGUGCUCCUCUUCAAGGAGAGGAGACGAGGACAAGAGAGAUGGAUGGAUAUCGAGAGAAAAACGAGGGAAGAAGCGUUUACAUUCCGGAGAGAAGGCAAAAGAGGAAUGCAGCGGUUGUCAGAAGAGCAUCGGCUCCCGAGUCUGAAAGCAGCUCGGACUCUUACAACGAGGAAUCUGAGGACGGAAUCGAGAAGCUGCUGAAAUAUGACUCCGAGAGCGAAAGGUACUUUGUCAAGUUCAAGCAUAAGAGCUAUCUCCACUGCGACUGGGUUCCAAAAUCUGAGAUUAUGGCCUCGAAGGUUGGGGCGAUGAAAGUGAAGAAGUUCCGAGCGACGGAGGUUCCCUUCAAUCCCGAUUUCGUGAAAGUGGAUAGAAUACUUCACGAGGACUAUGAUGGAGAGAAGGUGUUUUUGGUGAAGUGGAGGGGCCAGGCCUAUGAGCUAUCGACCUUUGAAACUGCAGAGAGUGUGACGAAGUGCGAGGGAUUUGAGGAGGAACUGAAGAAGUACAGAGAUAGAAAGAAGAUAAGGAAUAUGAGGGUAGGGAUUGAUUGGAGACCACCCCGAGAGAACUUUAUUAAGUACGAGGAGUCUCCUGUGUUCAAGGGAGGAAACAGGCUUAGGGAGUACCAGCUUGAAGGGCUCAAUUGGCUGCUGAAUAGGUGGUACUAUAAACAGAGCUGUAUCAUGGCAGAUGAGAUGGGGCUAGGAAAGACCGUACAGAGUGUGACGUUUAUCAAUACUCUUUUUACCAAAUACGACUACUGUGCGCCUGUGCUUGUUGUGACGCCUCUUAGCAUUAUUCCGCAUUGGGAAAGGGAGUUUGAGGCCUGGACAGACCUGAGAGUGCUGAAGUACCAUGAGAAUCGACCUGGAAGAGCAUUGAUAGCUGAGUAUGAGUUUGUAUUAAAGAAAAACAAUCUCGAGAUUAGAUUAUUUGACGUGCUGAUUACGACAUAUGACACAGUCAUGGCUGAGCAGGAGCAUCUGAGCCAGUUCCACUUUUCUGUUGGGAUAUUUGAUGAGGCACAUCGACUGAAGAAUGCAAAAUCCAAGGCAGCCACUAUCCUGAGGACGCUGAAGUUCAACCACAAGGUGCUGUUAAGUGGAACUCCUCUCCAGAACAACAUUUCUGAGCUCUGGUCUCUGCUAAACUUUAUUGACCCGAUGCGGUUUUCGAGUCUUCCCCACUUUCUCGGGGAGUUCAAGAUGGAAAAUAUCAACGAUGUUGAGAAGCUCCAGGGGCUGCUGAGGCCCUUAAUGCUUCGAAGGAUGAAAGAAGAUGUCGAGAAGUCAAUCCCGACGAAGGAGGAGACGAUUAUCGAGGUUGCGCUGACGAUGAUCCAGAAGAGGUUCUACAGGGCAAUACUUGAGAAGAACAUUGAGUUUCUAACGAAGGGAGGAAAGGAAUCUGCACCGAACCUGCUGAAUGUGAUGAUGGAGCUUCGGAAGUGCUGUAUACACCCGUAUCUCAUCAAGGGGGCGGAGGAGCAGAUACUCAGCGGAUAUCUCAAGAAGAAGAGGGAGAGGAGUAAGGCCGAGGGGGCGGAGAACGACAUUACCCUGACUUCUGAGGUGUUGAAUGAGGAUGAGCACCAGGACGGAAAUAGUGUGAUAAGCGAUAUUGAUGAGUAUUACAAAAUAUUUAUCCAGAGCAGUGGAAAGCUUGUGCUUCUGGACAAGCUCCUUGGAAAGCUGAAGGAUGGACACAAGGUGCUUAUAUUUUCGCAGAUGACCCGGUGCCUAGACCUUCUUGCAGAGUAUCUUGCAUACAGAAAGUAUAAGUACGAAAGGAUUGAUGGGGGAGCCAGGACGGAGAACAGACAGGCUGCGAUCGACAGGUUUAGCGACAAGACAAGUGAUGUUUUUGUGUUUCUUCUGAGCACCCGUGCCGGAGGAGUGGGGAUAAACCUGACUGCGGCUGACACAGUGAUUAUUUUUGACUCUGACUGGAAUCCUCAGAAUGACCUCCAGGCGCAAGCUAGAUGCCAUAGAAUUGGGCAGACCAGCGAAGUGAAAGUGUAUAGGCUGGUGACGGAGAAUACAUAUGAAAGAGAGAUGUUUGACAAGGCAGGGUUGAAGCUGGGGCUUGACAGGGCGGUGCUGCAAAAGAUGACAUUUGAGGAGCAGAAGAGCGAAAAGACCAGGAAGAAGGAUGCAAUAGAAACUCUUCUUCGGAAAGGAGCAUAUGGGGUCCUUAUGGAAACGGACGAUGCAUCGAGCAGGAAGUUCUGUGAGGAGGACAUCGACCAAAUUCUUGAAAGAAGAACGAAGAUUGUAAAGCAUUCUGAUGGGGGAAAUGUGUUUUCAAAGGCAUCCUUUCAGGUUGAAGAGGAGAUUGAUGAUCCUGACUUCUGGGAGAAUCUUCUCAGCAAAAGAAAAAGCGAGGAGAGUGAGGGUAGGAUUAGGAGGCAAAUGCGAAGGCUUGCCAGGGAAGGCGGGUUGUCCUCUGAGGACAUUUCCGAGAUUGAUGAGCUGCUGAACACAAAGCUUGAAAGCGAGGAUGAAAAUGUAUUUUACGAAAACCAGUGCCUACUUAUAUUUCUUGGGGUCCUCAGGUUUGGGCCUAGAUCUGUUGGCCUUGAGAUUCCUUCAUUAACGCAUGAGGACUUGAAGGACGGGGUGGAAAAGGCCCAUAUAUUGCCCCAGUCGCCUCGUUUCAAGGAUACGGAUGCAUAUUUCAGGUACCUUGUGAAAUAUACGGUCGACCAAUUCCAAAGCACAAAGGUCAGAUCGGACUUUUCCGACGGAAUAGAAGAGUUUCUUGUUGACAACUACGAUCCUUCGUUGUUUUCGAAGUUCGGGAGCGUCUACAAGAAGUAUGGAGAGAGGUUUCUCCUGCGGAUCCAAGUGGUGAUGAUCUUGAAUUCCCUGCUGAAGACAGAAGAUCUUGCUGUUGAGAAGGUCAGGGGCUGGACCAGCGAUGAUGACAGGGCGCUUGUCAGUCUAACGCUGAAGUAUGGAUACGACUGCUAUCCUGAAACGAUUAGGAACAAAAGCGUGGACGAUAUGAACCAGCGCAUUAGAAAGAUAGUUUCCACGCUGAGUAGAAAGAAAGAGGUUCGCGAAGACGACAACCUAUUCCACAAGGCCAUAAUGAUAUUUGGAAGAGUAACCGAUGACAACCGAGAAAGUAUAGUUGAGUUUCUAGGAGACAAGGAUAUAGAAGGACUGGAGGAGACCAUCAAUAGGAUACUGGGGGAAGCGAAAAGACAUAAGCUUAGCAGCUCAGAAAUAGAGUGUCUCGAUAGGAUGAGCUGGUUCAAUAGUCUGGAAUCUAUGACAAAGAUUCCCCAGCCCAAAAGAGGGAUGCUUCCAAAGAACUGGAACGCCAAGACAUUAUCGGAGUUGCGAGGUGAGAUACUGGCCAAAGGCCUUGCUUCUGCUGGGGAGAGGUUUGGAGUUAGUGAGGACUUUAUAGUGAAGAAGUUCGAGGCACUAUUUCCUUCUGGCAGGCCUGCACAAAAUUAA